AAUGCCCAGUGUUUAGAGCGUCCUCUUCUGCAGAUCGUCUCAUCGGUGCCAUGCGGUUCAGAUUCUGUGGAGAUUUGGAUUGCCCGGACUGGGUUCUUGCAGAAAUGAGCACACUGGCUAAACUGUCUAGUGUCAAGAUGAAACUACUUUGUGCACAAGUCUUAAAAGAAUUACUUGGAGACGGCAUUGAUUAUGAUAAAGUCACAAAAUUUACAGCAGAUGCAAAGUUUGAAAGUGGAGACAUUAAGGCCAGUGUGGCAGUGCUCAGCUUCAUCCUCUCCAACGCAGCGAAGCACGAUGUUGACUGUGAGUCUCUGUCUAGUGAACUGCAGCAGCUCGGUUUACCUAAAGAGCACACAACAGGCCUGUGCAAGUCAUAUGAAGACAAACACUCAGCCCUGCGGGAGAAACUGAAAGAGAUGAGCCUGAGAUUGGGACGUCUUGAAUCUGUGUCGUGGCGUGUUGACUACACUUUAAGCUCCAGUGAAGUAAAGGAUGUGAAUGAACCCAGUGUUCAGCUCAAAUUGCAGGUGAAAGGAACAGAGUCAGGAGCCUCUGAGACCACAGUGGUGUCAGUGUCUGCUGACAAGUUCAGAGUCCUGCUUUGUGAGCUUAAACAGGCUCAGAGUCUGAUGAACUCUCUGCAGUGAAGGAUGAAAAAAGCUGACCUUAAGUAUGUCCAGAGGCCAUAGUACUUCGUACUGUACUAUUCAUGUGUGUUAAUGUAAAUAAUUAUGCUGUAACACUGUUUUUGC
This is a messenger RNA of Periophthalmus magnuspinnatus, 755 nucleotides long. It is a transcript of the gene commd4, whose product is annotated as COMM domain containing 4. NCBI's taxonomy places the organism in Eukaryota, Metazoa, Chordata, Actinopteri, Gobiiformes, Gobiidae. The transcript has 8 exons. Bases 51 to 650 code for a protein of 199 amino acids. The record is from RefSeq and is a predicted model, not a curated record.